ACCUUACUUUACCAGCUGUUACCGCCGGAAGCACCGGUGGCGGAACCUUAAGUUACUGGACAAACGCUGCUGGCACCACUGCUUUAGCCAAUCCAAAUGCGGUUGCAGUAAGCGGAACAUACUAUAUUAAGAGUACUUUGGGUUCCUGUUCCGAUAUUGAACCGGUUGUUGUUUCUAUCAAUGCAACACCGUCAUUAGUAAUAAACAAUCCGACUGCAGUCUGUUCACCAAAUACGGUUGAUAUUACUUUACCGGCUAUUACCGCUGGAAGUACAGGCGGGGGAACACUGACCUAUUGGACAAAUUCUUCGGCUACAACUGCUUUGGUUGGCCCGAAUUCGAUUACUGCAAGCGGAACUUAUUAUAUAAAAACCACAGUAGGAACCUGUUCUGAUAUUGAACCGGUUGUCGUGACUAUUAAUACCACACCAUCAUUAUUAAUCACUAAUCCGCCGGCAGUCUGCUCACCGAACACUGUUGAUAUUACUGCGCCUGUCGUUACAGCCGGAAGUUCCGGAGCAGGAAUCCUGACUUAUUGGAUGAACGCAACAGCUACAACUGCUUUGGCCAAUCCAAAUGCUGUUGCAGUAAGCGGAACCUAUUACAUCAAGAGUACGGUUGGAAGCUGUUUCGAUAUUGAGCCAGUUACAGUAACCAUCAGCAGCCCGAAUUUAGUAAUCACCAAUCCUCUGUCGGUUUGCUUGCCUAAUACAGUAGAUAUUACUGCACCAGCCGUUACCGCAGGAAGUACCGAUAUUGGUGUUUUGACUUAUUGGACAGAUCCGGCGGCUACACUACCUUUGGCAAAUCCGAAUGCCGUUGCGAUUUUGGGCUCAUUAAGCCCGGCCAAUUACACGGUAACGUUCUAUACGGAUUUAACCGAUGCGCAGACCCCUAGAAACAACAUUACCAGCAUCGCAGCUUACACGAGCCCGAGCGAUACGCUUUACGUUCGUGUUCAGGACAACGCUACAGGCUGUUUUGACAUUGUAGAACUGGAGCUGAUUGUGAAUCCGCUUCCGAACUCUUUGCAGCCGAACUAUCCUCAGUACUCGCUUUGCGACAACACCCAGUCCCCGGCCUCAGAAAUCGGAUACGAACUGUUUGACCUGCCGAGCAAGGUGGACGACAUCCUUUUAGGUCAGACGGGUAUGGUAGUUACGUUCUACCCAAGCCUUACUGCGGCACAGAACAACCUUACGCCAAUUACAACUUUCCCUUACCGCAAUGCGAUACAGUAUGUCCAGACUUUGGGGAUCCGCAUCACCAACAGCCAGACGGGUUGCUAUGUGAUCUCUACGAUGGACAUCCGCGUGGAGCCUUUGCCAACGCUUAUCCCGCCUAGCAGUCCUUAUACGCUUUGCGACCAGGAUCAGGACGGGUAUACAACUUUUGACCUUACGACCUUAUUGAGCGGUAUGCUCAACGGGAUCACGACCUAUACGGUUACUUUCCAUGAGACGUAUGACGAUGCCGAUACUGGCGGAACAACCAUUCCGAACCCUUCGGCUUACACCAACAUCGAUCCUUUUGCACAGACGAUCUUUGUAAGGGCAGAGGACAACAACACGCACUGCGUGAGCAUUAUCACUAUCCAGCUGGUGGUCAACCCAAGCCCUAUGGCUCCGAUCAACCUGGCAGAUAUCGUGGUAUGCGAUACCGACAGCAAUACCCAGAACAAUUCCACUAUGGUGGAUCUUACCCAAAGGACUCCGGAUGUACUGGCCCAACAGCCGGGUGCGGCCUCAGACUAUACUGUAGAAUAUUUCCUAUCGCAGGCUGCUGCUGCUGAUGGCAGGUUCCCGAUCAUCCCGGAUAACCGAUUUACGGCUACAGGCGGACAGACGAUCUGGGUAAGGGUAGAGCACAUCGCUACGGGCUGUUACAAUUUGGGUACCUUCCAGAUUGUGAUCAACUCGCCACUACUGCUCAUUACGCCAACCCCUUUGAGCCUGUGUGAUGACGAUGCCAACCCGAACAACCAGUUCCACAGCUUCAAUCUGACGGUUAAGAACAAUGAGAUCACGCAGAACCUUCCGUAUACGGUAACGUAUUACCCAAGCUAUGCCCUGGCACAGGCGGGAGUUGCAGGAACCGAGAUCGCCACCCCUACAGCAUAUACCAACAUCAGCCCUGCGGUUCAGACCCUUGGCGUUGUGGUGACCACCGGUGCGGGAUGUAAAAGCAUCACGACUCUGGACAUCCGCGUGCUUCCGAUACCGACCCCUCGUACCAACCCACCGGCACUUCCGGCAAAAUGUGACGACAACAACCCGGGGGACAUGCUAGAAUAUUUUGACCUUACAACCAAUGAAGGCUACAUCCGAAACAACGAUCCAAGUCUGAGCUUCAGCUAUUACUAUACCCAGGCCGAUGCGCUGGUUCCACGCAAUCCGAUCCCGGCACCGGUUACCAAUGCUUUGGUAGGAAGCAAUGUUUGGAUCCGUGUGGAAAACACCCGAGUGGAUUAUCUGGGCAACCACUGUUUUGUACUGGUGGAGCAGGCCCUUACGGUGAACCCGCUUCCGGCAGUUAACCCAUCACCGGCACCUUACAGGGUGUGUGAUGACAAUGCAGACGGUAUCGCUGAUUUUGACAUGACGAUCCCGGCACUGGCUACUUCGAUACUCAAUACCGCUACAACAGGACAGCAGCCAAGUGAUUUUACCAUCAGCUACUACCUAACGGCAGCCGGGGCAAACCCGGCAACCAAUACCGGAGAGACGCCACUACCCAAUACGUACACCAAUACGGCAUCACCAAACUCGCAGAUAGUGUACAUCCGGGUGGUGAACAAUGCUACAGGCUGUGUGAACCCAACAGGCACACUUACCCUGGCGGUGGAGGCGUAUGCUACGGCUACGGGGCCACAGACCUUUGCGGAUUGUGACAACUAUAACGAUCCUUACGAUGGGGUACACCGAAUUGAUUUGACCCAAUACGAGGCUGCGAUCCUUAACGGACAGAACCCUGCGGUAUUCUUGGUAAGCUACUACACGAGCCUUGCAGCGGCACAGGCCGGAACAGGAGCCCUUACCUUAGCAGAAGCCCAGGCCUAUGAGACCGAUCCGGAUACGGAUACGAUCUGGGUUAAGGUGGAGAACAGCAGCAAUAGCAUCACGCCAUUCUGUUAUGCGAUUACUACCAUUGAUAUCACGGUGGAGCGUUACCCGAACCCAAUCAUCAAUACACAAAACGGAGUUACGACAAUCUGUGUUGACUUU
Molecule: messenger RNA, 3224 nt
Organism: Ostertagia ostertagi
Lineage: Eukaryota; Metazoa; Nematoda; Chromadorea; Rhabditida; Trichostrongylidae
Source: the annotation of a GenBank genome assembly